Paramecium sonneborni is the source of this 2411-nucleotide messenger RNA. Lineage: Eukaryota; Ciliophora; Oligohymenophorea; Peniculida; Parameciidae. The record is from the annotation of a GenBank genome assembly.
AUGGACCCAAAGUAGAGAAAAAAGUCUUAAGAAGAAAUAUAAUAAAUACCUUAAAGAAAAGGGUAAAGAAUUGCAGGUCUUCAAUAAACUUCAGGAGGAAAUUAGAUAUAUGAAAUAUAUGUCUAAUGUUAAAAAUAACAACAAUAAUCAGAUAUAGUUUUUAUAGUUUAGCGUUUAAAGCUGCACUUUGUUUUCAGUUUUUUAAACGAAGUUUAAUUGUAUAAGAAUAUAUUACAUAAAGGAAUCAAUUAGCUAGUUAGAUGUUUUAUUGUAAAUUAUUGAAAGGUUAAUCUAUAAUUAAAUAAGGAGAUAAUGCAAACGCAUUCUUUAUAUUAGGUAAAUAAUGAUUUUGAAAUUUAGAAAAGGGAAGGAUUUAAGUAACUAUAAAUGGAGAAUCAAAGAAAUAAUUGGUAUCAGGAGAUGGUUUAGGUGAAUUAGCCUUAUUAUAUGAUGCACCAAGGUUAUAAAAUUAAUUUGAAUUAUUAGAAGUGCAACAUGUAUUGCAUUAGAGGAAUGUUAUUUAUGGGGAAUAGAUAGAACAACAUUUCGUAGGACUGUUGAAUCAAUAAUGAAAAGUGAAUAUGAAAGAAAUAGAAAAUAUUUAGAAAAUGCAACAUUUUUUAGUAAAUUAAAGAAUAAUAUUAAAAGAUCAUUUAACUAAAGAAUAAAAGGAUGCUAUAGGAGGGGUAUUAAUAUCUUAGAAAUUUUAAAUAAAUUAAAUAAUAGUUAAUAAGGGUGAUUAAGCAGAUUCACUUUUUAUAAUAGCAGAGGUAAAGAUUAAUAUACAAAUAAGGGCAAAGUCGGUGUGUAUAGUGAUAAUAAUCUAUUAAUUAGAACAUUAACAAGAGGUGAAUAUUUUGGAGAAAACGCAUUAUUAUAGGAUAAUUGUGUUAGAGGGUUAACAGUAAAAGCAAUUGAAGAAUCAAGACUUUUAGCAUUAGCAAGAGAAACAUUAACUAAAAUAUUAGGUGAUGGCGUUUAAAUGAUAAUUUAUAAGAAUUAAUGCAAAUGGAUAUUACAAUAAUCAAAAAUCAAUUUAAUUAUAUAAAUAGAUAAAUUUUUGGAUUUAUUGACAAUUAGAAAAUUAAAGAAAGGAGCCAUUGUUAUAAAUAAAGGUUAAUAAUAUGGAGAAUUAAUAAUAUUAAUUGAUGGGAAAGUUAGUGAUGUAAUUUUAUGAGUAGAUCUCUAGUCUAAUUAACAUAUUGUUUGCGAGAAGGGUAAGAUACUAUUGGAUAAAACUGUAGAUUCAAAUGGAAAUCAUGAUUAAGAUUAUAUUAUGUAAGAAGAUGGAAUAAUAGCAGCUAUUGACUAUAAUAUAGUAAAAUAAUAGUUUGGUGAAUAAGUAAUCAAUAUUAAUAUAUUAGUAAUAAAUUUUAGAAAUUUAUGCUUAAGAAGCUUAGAGUAAAUAAAAUAAAGCUAAAGAUUAUAAAUUAGAAGAUCUAAACUAUUUACAAACCUUAGGUUGUGGAUAAUUUGGAAUAGUGUAUUUAUGUUAAUAUAAGAAUGAAUAAUCAUUAUUUGCAUUAAAAAUAAUGACAAGAACAAAUAUUAAAUAAUUUGGAAUAGCUAAACAUGUAGCUAAUGAAAGAAGAGUUUAAUCUAUUUUAGAUCAUCCUUUUAUCAUGCAUUUUUUUAGAUCCUUUAAAGAUGAUAAUAAUAUUUAUUUAUUAAAUGAAUAUAUUCCAGGAUUAGAAUUAUUUGAUGCUAUUAGAGAAAUAGGAUUAUUGAAUAAAAAUGAUUCAUAAUUUUAUAUAUCUUAGAUGAUUUUGUAAACAGAAUAUUUACAUAUGGUUCAUUAAAUUAUGUACAGAGAUUAUAAACCAGAAAAUCUUAUUGUAGAUGAUACAGGUUAUUUAAAAUUAAUUGAUUUUGGAACAGCUAAAUUAAAUUAACCAGGAGAGAAAACAUUUACAAUAAUUGGAACACCACAUUAUAUGGCACCAGAAGUAAUUAGUGGUAAAGGAUAUAAUUAAAUGGCUGAUUUAUGGAGUAUAGGAGUUAUGCUUUUUGAAUUUAUUUGUGGUGGAUUACCUUUUGGAGAAGAUGCAGAAGAUCCUUUUGAGAUUUAUAAAUAAAUCACAAAAAAACAAUUAUAUUAUCCUACUUAUAUGUCUGAUAAGACUGCUAAACCUUUUAUUGAAUAAUUAUUAAAUCGUUAACCAGAACUUCGUUUAGGAGGAUCAUAUUAAAUUCUUAAACAACAUAAUUGGUUUAAAGAUUUUUCAUGGGAUAAUUUAAUAACUAAAAAAAUCUAACCAGUUUUUAAACCAGCCAUUAAUAAAAUUAUUACUAAUGGAUAAGCUUAAAUGAUGAAAAAGAUACCAUUAUAUGAGUAAAUGCUUAAAGAUACCCAAUAUUUCAAAAAAUCAUAACCUAAUCCCAAAGAUAAUGAAUGGGAUAAUGAAUUUUGA